AUGCUGGCCGAGAAUGCGUUUGAUCGGAUUGAGAUAUGGGAGCAGAGGGAUCGAGUUGGCGGAAUCUGGAACUUAUCGCCACCAGACAGAAGCAAACGGAUACCUAUACCUCAAACGGAUCCCCGGUACGGACAGAAGGCAAGGGUGAAUUCUGGUGGCGGUAACGCACUUGAUGAUUCCCUCGAGUUCGAAUCGCCCCUCUAUGAUUAUCUGGAGACCAACAUUCCCAAGGAGCUCAUGGCCUACGCUGAGAAGCCGUUCGCUGCGGACGACCCGUUGUUUCCGCCACAUGACAGAGUUCUGGAGUAUCUAGAAGAGUACUCCAACGACGUCAAGCAGCUCAUCACGUUUAACCACCAAGUGCAGGAUCUGAAACUUGAUGAGACAUCUGCCCCGGGACAGGACGUGUGGCGCAUGGAGACGGUGAGCCUGCAAACGAGGCAGAUCUCGGUCCAUCACUACGACGCUGUGGUCGUGGCAAAUGGCCACUAUACAGUACCCAGUGUCCCCGAGAUUGACGGGCUAGAGGCAUGGAACAAAGACUACCCUGGCGCUGUCAUUCACUCCAAAGCGUACCGUAAACCAGAGGAAUACACGGGCAAGAAAGUUCUGGUCAUAGGUAAUGCUGCAUCGGGACUCGAUAUCGCCUACCAGGUCUCGGAGUAUUCACAACAACCAGUGGUAUUGUCCUCUCGUUCGGCGUCAAUAUUCGCGACUGGCAAGCCCCCGCCGUGGCGGAAGGAUGUGCUGCAGUCGGUUGAGUUUCUUCCGUCCUCGAGCUAUGACCGAGCAGUAAAGUUCGAAGACGGCCACAUCGAAGAAGGCAUCGACCAAGUCAUCUUCUGCACCGGAUAUUACUACUCAAUACCGUUCGUGCGGGACUUCAAACCUCUACUGAUCACCGAUGGCUUGCGGAUACAGGAUGUUUACCGCGAUCUGUUCUACAUCCAUCAUCCCUCGUUGGUUUUACCGGUUAUCAAUCUGAGAGUGAUACCGUUCCCAUUGGCCGAGAAUCAAGCUGCAGUCGUUGCACGAAUCUGGUCAGGUCGGUUGAGUCUCCCAUCGCAAGAGGAUAUGCGAAAAUGGGAGAAGGACAAGAUUGCGUCAAAUGGCAAUGGGAAACACUUUCACUUGAAGAAAUUCCCCGAGGAUUGUGCCCAGAUCAAUGAAUUACACAGGUGGGCGCUCGCAGCUUGCACGGAUCACAGGCUGGAGAACGACGGCCAAGGGAAGCUCGGGAGAGGAUAUGAUGAAAAGGCGGUUUGGCUAAGGUCCCAGUUUCCCGCCGUCAAAGCAGCAUACCUGAGCAAAGGCAAAGACAGGCGGAAGAUCAAACGGGUCGAGGAUCUAGGCUUUGACUUUGUCCGCAGGGACGAGGAUCGGGAGAUGUAUGCUGCUGCAGAGUGUUAG
Cyphellophora europaea CBS 101466 is the source of this 1410-nucleotide messenger RNA. RefSeq lists its product as uncharacterized. The transcript has a single exon. Bases 1 to 1410 code for a protein of 469 amino acids. Lineage: Eukaryota; Fungi; Ascomycota; Eurotiomycetes; Chaetothyriales; Cyphellophoraceae. Gene Ontology annotation, molecular function: N,N-dimethylaniline monooxygenase activity; NADP binding; flavin adenine dinucleotide binding. The record is from RefSeq and is a predicted model, not a curated record.